CCCCUGGUCUGAGCUCCGCCUUCCUUCUAUCUUUCCCACAAGGCAGCAGGAGCAGAGAGCAGCCAUUGCUGUGUCUGGCAGCAGACAUUCCAGCAGUGAGGAACCAGAGUCUUUAUUACACGUCACAUGUUCUGUAUUCUCAUCCAUCACUAAGCAUGGACACGGACAGGAGUCACAGGACUGAGAGGAUAAUAAAUAUCACCAUGGAGAUCAUCUACCUGCUGACUGGAGAGGAUUACACAGUAGUGAAGAAGACAUCCAGUGAUUUUGAGACAUGCAGCAGCCGUCCCCGUGUGUCAGGAGGACUGAACAGGAACCGGAGCCCCAUCACGGUUCCUCAACCUUACUCACUGAUACAUGAGAGGCCCAAUGACCAGAAGAUCCUGGAACUCGCCAACAAGAUCAUUCAGCUGCUGACUGGAGAGGAGGGGGAGUAUAUAGAGAAACACAGGGGUCUGUACAAGGACGUGAUGAUGGAGAAUCACCGGCCCCUCACAUCACUGGAAGGACCCAGUAACAGAGAUACCCCAGAGAGAUGUCCCCGUCCUCUGUAUUCCCAGGACUGUACAGAGGAGAAUCACAGGAUCCCACAGGAGGAUCAGUUAGAACACCUGUUUGAUAUUAAAACAGAAGAUAUAGAGGGAGAAGAAGAGACGUAUGUGACUGAUAUGAAGGCUGAAGAUAUAGAGGGAGAAGAAGAGACGUAUGUGACUGAUAUGAAGGCAGAAGAUAUAGAGGGAGAAGAAGAGACGUAUGUGACUGAUAUGAAGGCAGAAGAUAUAGAGGGAGAAGAAGAGACGUAUGUGAGGGGUGAUCAGCUGUGUAAGGAGGAGGAAAUCCCUACAGAUAUCAGCACAGCAGAUGGACACACAAGCAGGAACAUCUCAGAAGGACAUCUAAUGUUAUCCCCGGAUUGUGACAUAAAAGAUAAUGACAGCAGACAGGAUUCUCCAGGAGAUAACCCCAUUACCCCAAUUAUACAUCCAGCUCUAUCAGCUGAUCCUGGGAAAUGUUCUCCUGAUCACUCUAAUAUUGGUGCAUCUAUUACAGCUCUGACAGUAGAUACAGUGUUUCCCUGUUCUAUAGAUGCCAAAUGUUUUACACAGAACACAAACCUUAUUACCCAUCAACCAGCUAAGGCAGAUGAGAGGCCAUUUCCAUGUUCUGAGUGUGGGAAAUGUUUUACACGGAAAUCACAUCUUGUUACACAUCAGAGAAGUCACACAGGUGAGAAUCCAUUUUCUUGCUCUGAGUGUGGGAAAUGUUUUAUACAGAAAUCAGAUCUUGUUAAACAUCAGAGAAGUCACACAGGUGAGAAGCCAUUUUCUUGCUCUGAGUGCGGGAAAUGUUUUACCCUGAAAUCAAAUCUUGUUACACAUCAGAGAAGUCACACAGGUGAGAAUCCAUUUCUAUGUUCUGAGUGUGGGAAAUGUUUUAAAUACAAAUCAGUUCUUGUUACACACCAGAGUAGUCACACAGGUGAGAAGCCAUUUUCUUGCUCUGAGUGUGGGAAAUGUUUUACCCAGAAAUCACAACUUGUUACACAUCAGAGAAGUCACACAGGUGAGAGGCCAUUUCCAUGUUCUGAGAAAUAAAUAGACUCUUGUCGCACACAAUAGACAUCA
Pseudophryne corroboree (corroboree frog) is the source of this 1625-nucleotide messenger RNA. RefSeq names its product oocyte zinc finger protein XlCOF8.4-like. Gene Ontology annotation, biological process: regulation of transcription by RNA polymerase II. Lineage: Eukaryota; Metazoa; Chordata; Amphibia; Anura; Myobatrachidae. The record is from RefSeq and is a predicted model, not a curated record. The coding region runs from base 156 to 1595 and encodes 479 amino acids. Gene Ontology annotation, molecular function: RNA polymerase II cis-regulatory region sequence-specific DNA binding; DNA-binding transcription repressor activity, RNA polymerase II-specific. The transcript is spliced from 7 exons. Gene Ontology annotation, cellular component: nucleoplasm.